AUGAUGCUCCGACGAGCGUCCCGUGCGGUCGCGCGCGAGGUGACGCGGGCGACGCGCGUCGGUCCGACGAUCGCGCCGAGCGCGACGCGAGCGGUCGAGAUGCGGUCGAACGCCGUCGCUUCGCCGCUGAAUCGACCGAGGACGGCGACGGCGUCGUCCCCGAAACGCGGCUUCGCCGCGGAGGCGAAGCCGCCGGAGGUCUGGACGCGACCGCCCGCGCGCGCCGAGGAAGCGUCGAAGGCGACGCCGAAGUCGCCCGCGACCGCCGCGGGCGCGAGCGUCGACAAGAGCGCGCUUCAUCGACGCCAGCCCGCCGCGACGUCGUCGUCGUCGUCCAGCCCCCGGGGAACGGCGUCGGGCGGCCAGAACCAUAAAACGCACGAAGGGCCUCUCCCGGCCGACGUCGAGCGCGCGGCGUGGUCGAUGUACAUGGCGCACGAGAACCAGUACCUGAACUGGGUCCGGAACGGCAUGACCUCCGUCGCCGUCGGGUUCGGCAUGUGCGCGUUUCGAUUCACGCACGACGACGCGUACGUCUCCAUCGGCGGCGUCCUCGUCCAGGUCAUGGGCGCGGCGUACGUGACGCUCGGCGCGGCGCAGUACCUCCUCACUGCGAUCGCGAUGCGAGGCGCGCUGAUGCUCUCGCCGUUGGGGUGGGCGUGGGUGGCGUUCAACGCGACGUGGCCGCCGUUGACGUUUUCGACGGCGCUGCGAUGCGUCCACGACUCGUAUCCGGACUGGCUCCUGGCGGGGCUGACCGCGUUUGAGGAUCAGCUGACGCCGCGCGCGAGGGAUCGACUGAUGCAGAUCAUGGGGAAGCAGAUGAGCGCGCGAGGGGGGGGGGGUUAA
This is a messenger RNA of Micromonas pusilla CCMP1545, 849 nucleotides long. RefSeq lists its product as uncharacterized. The coding region runs from base 1 to 849 and encodes 282 amino acids. The transcript is spliced from 2 exons. Lineage: Eukaryota; Viridiplantae; Chlorophyta; Mamiellophyceae; Mamiellales; Mamiellaceae. The record is from RefSeq and is a predicted model, not a curated record.